AUGGAAUUGGACUCACGACUUACUUGUAUGUACGAGACUCUGGAAAAGAAUAUGCUUUUGAAGUUGAAUCUAAGUCCUGCAUUUCAAUCACGCUUUCCGAUGUCUCUACGCUUAACGUCGCCAUCGGGAGAAUUUUCUGAAUGGGCAGAAGGUGAGGGGGAAGCAUACAUGAAGCACAAUACCACAGAAGAUGGAGACUACGAAAUUUGCUUGAAUGCUCCUCGUCCAGUAAAAGUCAACCUCAACAUCUUCUUUCAUAAUCCAGAAAGAAUGGAAAAGUCACUGGAUCGCUAUCUCAAGGUACAUGAAAUGAAGGACAAUGUUAAGUACGGCAUCGCACGAUGCAACAUGCUGUCGACUUCUAUCGUGACCAUUCUGCUUCUUCUAUCUGGAGCUGCUUCCGAAGAAAAUGAGGUCGAAAUGUACGUGGAUAGAUCGAUAACUAUGGACUUCGAUUCGAAAAUGACAUGUUUCUACGAGGCUUUAAAAGCAAAUGUAACGCUAUACCUGAAUUUGAUGCCACAAAAUGUACUCGACCAUAAUAUUUCACUGCGUUUGACAUCGCCAUCAGGGGAUCUACUAGAGUGGUCGCAUGGCAUGGAAGAAGUGAACAUGGAGUAUAAUUUGACAGAAAAUGGAGACUAUGAGAUAUGCGUAGUGCUCAAAAAGCCGCUGCGGGCGACGCUAAGCAUCUAUGCCGAAGUUCCUGUGAAUUGGUUGGUGUCGCUGACAAAAAUCGGUCAACUUGCACAAGUUGCAACUGAAGUUUUGGAGACAGCUACAAAGUUACUUUCAACUCUAUUUAAAGUUGCGAUAUCUCUCAAACAUUCGAAUACGAUUACAUCUCGUGAUGAAGCAAUGCAAAACUCCAAUUCCUUCUACAUCAAAAUGUAUGUAUGCGUAUUCUGCAUAACUGCUAUCAUCGUCGCCAUUGUGCAAGUCAACAUUGUGCAGAGAAUGUUUUAUGUGGAUUACCAGAGACUUCGUGUCUGAUUGUUAACCAGGAACGACUAUGAAAAGACAAGUUCCCUCUACUUCACAUAAAUCUUUUGUAAAACUAGCUUACAAAUUCAUUGACUUCCACCACUAUGUGAUAAACAAGUGCGU
Molecule: messenger RNA, 1107 nt
Organism: Cylicocyclus nassatus
Lineage: Eukaryota; Metazoa; Nematoda; Chromadorea; Rhabditida; Strongylidae
Source: the annotation of a GenBank genome assembly